CCAGAGGUCCUUCGCUGUGAUUAGGCAAUGCAACGGGCAGCCUGUGUUUGGGGUCCUCGCGGCAGUCAGGCAGUGGUGAGGCAAGCUCGCGGGAGAACGGCGUGCUAGGGUCGUGCUGUUAACAUGGAUGACGAGGAAGAGACUUACCGAUUAUGGAAGAUCCGAAAGACCAUUAUGCAGGUGAUGUUUGAAAGGAGAGGAAUGGGGUGUAAGGUGUGCUAGGGAUCUUGCUGGAAGGGAUCGAGGGAUAUCACUGUAUAGUAAUAUCGUUUGGACAAGCCGAAGUGUGGGCUUUCACUCACCUCACUUUCUGCUGUUGAUCCAAACGAAGGUGGGAAAAACAAAUUGAAAGCGUUUUAAUUAUCAGAAAGGGGUGGGAAAGUUCAUUCCUGAAUCAAGUUUUGCUUAAAUCAGCAAUCUGAUACCUCACAUUGACUAAUAGAUCCUUGAAUAUUCUCUUUUGUAAAGGCAAAAACAUAAAGAAGUCUACAAAUCUAAAUAGAAUCUUUUAAGACCGACAAUUCCAAAUUUUUAACCCUUUCUUCUGCUGUUAGUUAGGGACUUGACAAAUUUGCUUGGAAUCUAGGAGUCGGUUCAAAACGUUAGGAGCCAGGUUUUAGAUACUUAUAUCUACUAAAGGGACACUAUAGUCACCCAGACCACUUCAGCUUAAUGAAGUGGUCUGGGUGCCAGGUUCCUCAGGUUUUAACCCUUCAAAUGUAAACAUAGUUUCAGAGAAACUGCUAUGUUUACAUAGGGUUAAUCCAACCUCUAGUGGCUGGCUUCCUGACAACCGCUAGAGGCACAUCUGCAAUGCUGGAUGCGAAGGAGAGGUCACCAGCACUGACGUCGGCGGGGGAGGAGAGGUCACAAGCGCAGAGGGAGUCCGGCGCUGGAUUAAGGUAAGCUGCUGAGGGGUUUUAACCCUUUCAGCGCCAAGGGAGGGGGACCCUGGAGGUGGGGGCACCUUAGGGCACUAUAGUGUCAGUAAAAUGGGUUUGUUUUCCAGACACUAUAGUGAUCCUUAAAGCUUCACUUUCAACAACAAAUAUGCAAUUCUUAGAGGGACACUAUAGUCACCAGAACCACUACAGCUUAAUGUAUUAGUGGUUCUGGUCACACCCUCUCUCAGUCGCUGUCACCAGAGGCUUAGCUGAGAUCAUCAAGAUUAAUUCAUUCUCAGCCAUGGUGGCGGGGCUAGCCACAGCAAGACCGGCAUGGCGUGUGAAAAAGGUAAAUAAAAUCCCCUUUCUCUUGGAUCAGAGGGGGGACGGUCACCUUAUUUACAGACAUGCACACUCUACUUUUGGGAGUGCUGGAGUGGAUCUUUUCCCCGGGGUUCAGUGGUCCUGAUUACUGAUGUCGGGGCUGGAGUGACGUCAUUUUCCGGCAUCACUGCAGGAAGAUCACAGUUCCCUCGUGCCUCUGUUCCAUACGGCUGCCUCCACAUCACAUUAGCUUGCCGGCCUCCACUGAAAUGGCUAAGAAAUCCAAGAUGCCAGGACAAAAUUCCUAGUAGCCAUGGCGACCUGGCACCUGGAAUUUGUGGAGCCAUGUGUUGUUACUAAGCGACCACGGGGAGAAAAUAUAAAAGAGGAGCAGUUAAUUCUUUGUAAUCACUACCACCUGGCUCUAAACGCUGGCUGGCGGCAUAACACGUCCCCGCCGUCCUAUGUACUUACCUGGAGAUCGCGGUAUGGGGACUUACCAGGGAGUCCUCCUCCUUCCUCUUUGGCCCCCCUGGACCAUGUGAUCGCGAAGUCCUUGCGAGGACCUCACGAUCACAUGGACGACAUAGCUGUCCAUAGCAAUGCCAGCUGGGGGAGUGCCUGAAAAAACAAAAAAAACUGUAAAAUUAAAUAAUAUAUACUUAGAAUAUAUAUAUAUAUCUCUCUCAAAGUACAUGUACAAUGAUAUUGAUAAAAAAAUUAUAUAUAUGUGUGUGUGUAUGUAUGUAUGUAUAUAUAUAUAUAUAUAUAUAUAUAUAUAUAUUUAUAUUAUCUCUAUCUGGUUAAUUUCAAUGUGAAAAAACUGAAAAAUGGAACAUGCUAUAUUUGACCCUGUAUCUUCCCACAACACCAUAAAACCUGUACACAGGUACUGUUUUACACGUGAGACAUCAGUGAAUACAAAUAUGUGUAUUUUAUUGCAGAAGAAGCAAACAGUAUUGACAUUCACAAUUAGAAUGUCAUGUAGAACUAAAAAUCUUUUUACAAUUCUUUUCUCCCCUUUUUUUUUUUUAUAUAUUCAUAUUAAAUGGUUUUAUACCUAAAUAUUUGAUGUUAAAUGAAAGCCCUGUUUCCCUUGAAUAAAAUGAUAUAUAAUAAGUGUGGGUGCAAAUAAUAUGAAAGAGGCGGAUUACGCCUGAACAGAGAGCGCAAAUUCAAGUUUUUGUUUUGUUUUGAUCACAACGUGUACAUUUGGCUCAGUCCUUAAGGGGUUAAAGGGACUCUCCAGUGCCAGGAAAACAAUCCGUUUUCCUGGCACUGCAGGUCCCCUCUACCUCCCAUCCCCGGUUUCUGAAGGGGUGAAAACCCUUUCAGUCACUUACCAAAGGCAGCAACGAUGUCCCUCGUUGCUGCUUCUUCCUCCGCUGCCGUUCCUCCCCUUCAUCACGCCCGCCGGCUGGGGAGACCUAAUGCACAUGCGCGGCAAUGCUGCUCACACGCAUUAGACCUCUCCAUAGGAAAGCAUUGAAAAUGCUUUUCAAUGCUUUCCUAUGGGGAUUUUAGUGAUGCUGGAGGUCCUCAAAACCUGUGCUAUGGACCAGGAAGUGCCCUCUAGUGGCUGUCUAGUAGACAGCCACUAGGGGAGGACUUAACCCUGCAAAGUAAUUAUUGGAGUUUAUGUAAACUGCAAUAAUUACAGUUGCAGGGUUAAGGGUAGUGGGAGUUGGAAUCCAGACCACUCCAAUGGGCAGAAGUGGUCUGGGUGCCUGGAGUGUCCCUUUAAGAAAGACUGGUCUCUGUGAGGGCAAAUCACAGUGAUGUUUCUUUGGCUGUCCUUGUUUUAGGUGUCCCACAAUGAAAGACCUUAGGAGAAAACUCAAAGCUGGUGAAUUUUUAGCAAGAUCAGGUCUUGAUUAGCAAACAGGAGAAUUAGUAAAUGUAUGUGGGAAAAUAAAAAUGUAGCAUGUGCAGCAACUCCUGAAGCUAAACAGUUCUCUUUUAAAACUAACCUGUUAAUGCCUUUUUUUUUCCGUAGCUCUGUCAUGACCGAGGUUACUUGGUGACCCAAGAUGAGUUGGAUCAGACUUUGGAAGAGUUCAAAGGACAGUUUGGUGACAAACCAAGUGAGGGACGUCCCCGCCGUACAGACCUUACAGUGCUGGUAGCUCAUAAUGAUGACCCUACUGACCAGAUGUUUGUAUUUUUCCCAGGUAAGUUGUCACCACAUGUCAGAAGAAUCCUGACCAUCAACAGAACAAAAAGCAAAGUUAAAAAAACAAAUUUUGUGAUUUUUUUUAUAGAGGAACCCAAGGUUGGUAUUAAAACCAUUAAGAUGUACUGCCAGAGAAUGCAGGAAGAAAAUAUCACCAGAGCUAUCAUUGUGGUGCAACAAGGAAUGACUCCAUCGGCCAAACAGGUAAUGAGAGAGAAACUAAUGAAACAUUUAUUUUCUAAAUAGCCACUUUAAAUGUGGAUUUCCCCUCUGCAAUUAUCCCAUGAUAUGUUAACCUGCCACAUCUCUCCAUCUCUUUGUAGUCUUUGGUUGACAUGGCACCCAAAUACAUUCUGGAGCAAUUUCUGCAGCAAGAGCUCCUGAUAAAUAUCACAGAACACGAGGUGACUUCUCUUUUUUUUUUUUUUUUUUGCUAAUCAGCUGUUUGUUUAUGCUCUGUAUGCUAUCCCAAAGCCCCACUUGUGACCAAGACUGUUUGCAUUUAUGACAGAGACCUUUAUGACACUUUUACUAUGUGUAUAUUCUGCUAUACUAGGUUGAAAAGAAGGCUUCGAAUGCGAGACAGGAAUAAUAAACUAUCAAAAAGAAAUUAAAUUUUAGACAAUUACCACAAAGAUAUUCUCAUUCCUGAUGGUAGUACUAGAAGACAGUUUAACAAACAGUGUUUUUAUUUUGACUUAAUUAAAAUUACACAACGCCAUAUAAAAACAGCAAAAACAAACACAAAGUGAAGAAAAUAAAUAGUGAAAAAAUGUGAGGAAAGUAAAUAGUGUAAUUUAAAAUAAACGGGAAAACAGAAAACCUUAGCUUCUUGGCACUCACAUUAGAUAUAUGUAACUAUGUAGCUUGAGCUUAGUAUUGUUACAAAGUAUACUACCUUAAAUAGAUAUUGUACAAGGAAAGUUAAUAUUGUAAGUAAACUCUAAAUUGAACCAAAAAGCGUUACGGAGAAAGGGUAAUCCUAUGCAGAUGAAAAAACGUGUAUGUGUGUAUGUAUGUAUGUGUGUGUGUGUGUGUGUGUGUGUGUAUGUAUAUAUAUAUAUAUAUAUAUAUUCUAAUAUUCAGUAUAUUUUCACAUUAGAUGAAGAUUAAUAUGUAGUAUAAAGGGACAAAUUUGUUCAAAAUUGUGUCAUAUUAUUCUAAUCUGGUCUGUUAGUACUAUAGCUGUUGUACAUUCAAAAACACUUUUGCUUGGAAUGCACUGCGUACAUAGGCUACAGGUACUUCUAAUUUGCCUCGUUAUAGUUUCAAGUCUUCCUUUAUAUUGCUAUUGAUCUCAAUCUAAUGUGGAAAUAUGCCAAAUUGAAUAUUAUAUAUGAAUUAUAAUAUAGAAUCAUAAUUUUUCUUUCCAAAGGUUCUAUUCUGCUAUAAUGUAAUUCUUUCUCAUUAAUUGCACCCCUGCACACAACCUUAUGUAUGGAAAAAAUAUUUAGAAAAUAUAAAAUCCAGUUAUUUUGCUUAUCAUUUCUAUGCAACUAUAUAAAACACUAAUUAGUCAUGAUCGUUAAAUACCUCCUGUCUGGCCUUCAAUUUGUUUUAGGAAAUUAUAGGACACAUAUUAAAAGGAGUAUAUGAUGGCUUUAAAGCUAAAACUGGUAUGCUGAGACAACAACUUUAAUAGCAGUUACAGCAUCCAAAACACUAUAUAGUUUCAGAAGGCAGAGACCACAAAGUAUUUAAAGGCAUUUGGUUACUAUUUAGAAAAAUCUUUUUAGUUUUCUUUCGAAUUUUGGUAAGUUAUUAAAAUAACAGUCUGGUUGUCUGUAAAUUUAAAUGAAUGCUUAUGUGCCUUAAAUAGCCUGUAUAUAUAAAAAAAAAAAAUAAAAAAAAAAUGAACCGAACCAAACCGAAAUAGGUGUCACGUAAGGAAGAAAGAAUUGGUCUUUUUGCGUUGAACUAGUUUCAACUAAAAGGUCACUCAAGAGGUUCCUCUGUACACUUCCAAAGGGUUCAAUUUUUUGUGUUGCCAUGCUUCAGUAAACAAUUAUCACCAAUCUCUUGUUUUUCACAUAUAUUUAAUAUUUCUUUAGACCGUUUCAUUAGUGUUUGUCCCAAUACUGUAAAUCCCCCAGAUUUGCAUUCUGCUACUGCCCAUGAAUACAGCAAUGUUCCUACAUAGAUGUUUUCCAGAAUCUUGAGUUAUAGGCCCAAAAUAAUUUCACAUGUUUACUAAUUGACUUGUAUGUCACUCUUGAGACACAACUGCAGCCCCCAACUGUGUGUGUGUAUAUAUAUUUUUUUAUUUUUUUUUUGUAAGUUUGCCUAUAACCAAUAUAUAUACAUGCACAGCCUUUAAAUAAAACGUAUGACCGCAUAUGUAUAGUACAUUACAAGGCAACCUGUAAGUAGACUAGGUCUACUUUACAUUCAUUAGUUCACAUAUAUGUUGAGAGCAUAAUUUCCCCUCACGUCACCUUCAAAGUCAUACUACAUGUACUCAUAAUUUAGGGGUGGGGUGGGUUCUUUUCAUUCUUUUUUACUUGACCAUUUCAUAAACAAUUUUUUGUUAAAUUUUGAUUUUAUUCCCCCAAGGUGCCUCACUUGUUUAUUUUUAAUUUUUUAUUACUUGUAUUAUUUAUUACCAUUAAUCACUAAACCCUGAAUUUUGCCUCACAGUAAUUUGUCUAUUUUUUUUUUUUUUGGCUUAAUAAAAGGACACUAGACAUCUAAUUGAUGUAGUCUGGGUGCAGUGUCUCUGUCCCUUUAACCCUACAAGUGAAAACAUUGCAGUCUAGUGGCUCUCUCACAGACUGCCACUAGAGGCACAUCCUGGCCUUUUUGAAUGAGGACGUCAAGUGUCUUGAAAAUCUCCAUAGGAAAGCAUUGGUGGGGGAGGGAGGUGGAAUUAACACUCAAGUGUUAGGCAUACAGUUUUGUAUUUCUAACACUGUUGUGUUUCUUUAAAUUACAAAAUCAUCCUCCAACUAUGUUAUGUAUCGGGCUCGUUUCUUUCCAUUAUAGUAUAUUGUGUGGUGUGCUUUAUUAUCUCUAUCUUAUUGUUUUCAGCUGGUUCCUGAGCAUGUGGUGAUGACGAAGGAUGAAGUGACAGAGUUGCUGGCCCGAUAGUAUCCUUUUGAUGUCUAAAGAAUGCAUAUUUAAUGACAUUUUCCUAGCAUAUGGUGGCAGUAAACAAUGUGUAUGUAUGAUAAUUAAUCACCGCCGAACACCAACCACAUGUGUAGGUGCUCCAGCUGUGACCAACCAUCCAAGGUACCAAAAGGAGACUCCAGGGAUAUCAAGGGGCCUAACCCCGGGGAUUAUAUAUGAAGAAAACAGAAAAAAACACAAUAUGCUUAUUACAGUGUCAAAGACAGUUGUGACUCGCUGUGUUGUCUGGAAAUAGUAGUCUAAUGAAAGUCUAUAAUUAACUAAAUAUACAUCAACUCUGAAGUUUAAGAUAUCCCUAUAAGGUGAGGGUAAAGUGAAUAGUAUAUAGAUAUUGUGAGUAUAUCAGAUAUCCACUCUGAGCUUUAUUGUGUCUGGUUCAGUGGAUAUCCACAACACUAUUUGUAUCUAUUAUACUAGCAAAAAACAAGAUACUCUUAAUUGCUAUCUCUGAUGUUACAAAUUACGCCAACUAUGAAGUCUAUCCAAAUUUACAAGUUACUAAUGAAACACUCUAGAGGUAUAUAGAGAUAUUGCAUGCGAUAGUAAUCAGUUAUGGGUAGAUAAAAAUUAUAUUUAUAAAACACUACAGGGUAGACCUCUUCUCAACUUCAGACGCUGCUUUCUGGCGUAAGGUGCUCCAAGCAGUUGUGUCCAGGCUGGCCUCCCUUCGUUUUCUUUGGGAUCUUGUUUUAUCCCAUCUGUGUGCUGCUACCAUAUGCUAGGAAAAACAAAUACUUUUUCCUUAAUAUGGUGGCAGUACAAUAUCCUUCUCUGCCUUAUAUUUUUUUGCAUGAAAUGGAGUCCGUUGUUCUUGGUAUUAACUGGUUAGUAAAGGUAACGUUGGGGAUUAUAAAGGGUGAAGGGGAGGAGCAAUUUAAAUUAAUAUCUUUCAGGUUACUUGUCCCAGCAUAUGGAAGCACAACCCAUCUGUGUACUGCCACAAUAUUAAGGAUAAAUAAUUUACUGUGAGUAAAAAGUUUUUUUGUUUCGGAGCAUUCUAGGACAUGUAGUAUGUAGCCUCUUAUUGUGAACCAUUUCGAGAGAGCCGGAAAUAUUUCUCAAACCAAUCCAUAAGCACCAUAUAUGGCCCAGAUUUUAGAAGUGCUGUUAGAGGAUUUAGUUUAUGUACCAUAUUAUUUUAUUUUUUUUGGAUUAGAAGACACACGUAUAUUUUGACUAGAAAUUUAGGAUAAACAAAAAUAUAAAACAAAGCUGUACCACAAUUACAGUAAACGUAGGUAUGUGUGUGGGUGUAGUAAUGUGUGUAAGGAAUUCAUUGUGUAUGGGUAAGGGCUGCAGUGUCUGUGUGGUUAUUUAUGGGAUGCAGAAGAGACGCUUUAUAUCUUAUUUCAUAUGUUCGUUUCGCCUCCCUGAUUUUUACUCCUGGUCAGGACGGAUGUCAUGGAAUUCACCUGUGGUUAAAAUUUGCUGAUACAAAUUCCUGGUUGUCCAGUGGUAUUGUGAGGACCUAGCUUGCACCUCCGCCGGAUGCAAGCACUUAUUGCGUACUUCGGCAUUGUGCAGGGUAGACGUUUGCCGUGGUAAUGUACUUGCGCAAGAGAGGGGAAAUAGCGGAAUUGCAGACAGAGGGUCUGCCAGGCUCUCUCUUCAACAAAAGCCUAAAAUGGCACGGGAAGGGAUACCUUUGAUCUCCCUCACUGUGCCUGAUCGUCAUCUAUAUGUAGAAAUACUCACAAAUGAACACAAACUAUAGGCUGCAUUUAGCAUAUAAGACGAAGGCCGUUUCUUACACCAAAGUUUAAAAAAUUUGGUGUCCUUUAUUCAAAUAUUACUGUAUAUAAAAGGUUGUAGACUUGGGAUACUCCCUGUAUCUUUUCAUGUGGUUGGGGAGGGGGACCGACUGUCCUCUCCCAAGGUGUCUCUGGCUGUCGCUGGGGAGAGAGACUGACAGUUUCUUCUCCCACUAACACACUCUCUCGCUGGGGAGGAAGGACGGCACUCUCUCCCUGCAAUGCAUACUGCCGCUGGGUAGUGAGUCCGACAGUCUCCACUCCCUGUAACAUACUCUGCCGCGGGGGAGGAAGGACGACACAAUUCUUUCCCUGCAACUCUGUCUGCCGCUGGGGAGAGAGACAGUCUCUUCUCCCAAUAACCCACCUAACAUCUCCAUCUGGGGUUGAAGAUCUGGGCAGGCUGCCCAGUAUCCCAGUAGGGCCGGUGGAGAUACCUCAGUCCCAUCUCCACAUGCCAACUGGGGGUCUUCCCAGGACUAGUCGAUAAGGCCUCUUAUCUCUGAGGCAGGUUGGGACGUAGAUGGUAUAGUACCCGGGUCUCCUGAUAACGGGCUUAGUUGCUGGGGAGGAGGGACGAAACUCAACGCUCCCGGUGGUAUACAGUCCAUAAGCCCCAUCAUGUUAGAGACAGGUGAUGUUACACUUUGGAGCACGCAAGCAUAGUCCUGACCGAGUUCGCGCUCCAGGUUAACCAGGUAGGACAAAUCCUGUCUUAAUUCUGCCACCAAUGUAAGCCCCACGCUGACGUCCUGCUUGUCACGUAUACACCCGUAGCGGGUACUGUCCAGGUUCUCAAACCCCAGGGAAUCCUCAGAAGCCUACCACAACGGCCCCGGCCCAACGUAUUCAUUCAUACAACCAUAACUCAAUUUUAACCAACCGCUCCAGUUCUCUCUCACACUCCUCUAGGGGCUGUUCUCCCCGAAACGGCAUUCGUAGGUCGAAUUGGUCCUAUAGGCGUUGGUUGGAAUCUGGGAACAUUUCUCUUAGGGCCUCCACCCAGAGUUCAGUUUGGAGCGUCACCCUCCAUUCCAACUCAGCUGAGAGAGGGAAUCCAAACUGCGCCAAACUUCCUGUAACUGCUGCUGAAGCUGGGUGUCGAUGCUGCAUACUGUCCCACUUACCUCAUCUCUGAAGUAGUGCUGGUUUUCCCAAGGCUAGGAAGCCAACCAACAUAACGGAGCCCCCUGUACUGCUGGCUGGGUACCUCCGCCAAGGACUGCUUCAUAGCUGGAACGGGAUAAACCGCAGCACUUAUGCCCACAGUCGCCGUGGCUUGACUGGGACCCUGAAACCGCUCUCUUCUGGAGCUGAAUGGGGAACUCGCUCUAGCAACCCCCAGGCACUGGACGACAUUCAGUCCUGGGAGCUCUAGUCCUUACAAGGACUUUUUCCCGUUGAAUCCUCCACACUGGAACAUUGAUUAAAGAAUAGCCCUUUCCCCUCCCAAUAAGCAGACGACAUACAGUUCUGGGAGUACAAGCCGGAAUGCGUUUAAUGUUAGCCACAACUGGCCUUAUAUGCAGGUCCCCAUGCAAGUGGCACUCCCCCUUGGACCUGAGAGUAGACUCCAUUAAAAACCUACAAACUUUAUUUGGCUCUCAGGUCCAGGACACUCCCAUACAAAACAAGAGAAUCCCUCCCCUUUACAUGGGAGAUAAUUGAGUCAAGCACUGUAUUAAACUCCAUUCUCUCCCAAACACCCCAAAUGUACCUUACAAAUACAUAAAACCUCACAAAAGUUACAUCCUCUGAUCGACCCGUUCUGGGUGACCAACAUAUGCAAAAAUCACCCAGAUUGGUUCAGGGGUUCAGAAAUUUCCUGGAAGUCAUAAUUUGACCGACUGCACGGUCCCCUAGCUGAAAAUAGUUCCAUAAAAUCGCGGCCAAGUGUCACUGGGGACCGACCGGGAACCGCAAAGUCUUCAUGCCGAAAAUAGUUCCAGGUCUUUCGCAGCUAAGUCCCACUGAAGUCUAUUCGCGCUUUUGGUCCAUGCAAACUGCCACCAGGGAGCUAGCGUUCGGUUCUAAGUGCACUAAUGAAAAGUUCCGAACCAGGGGGAAUAAAAGAUGGGUCUUUACAGUCGCUGACCUGGCCCAUAGUCGGUGGGCAGGAGGCUGGCAAGCAGGCUCCUCUAGGAGCUUGUGGCAAACUCACAAGGACAUGGGAGUUUGUCACAGAGACAGAAUAUGAAUUGGGUCUGUCCACUUGUAUCUAUUCCUGCCACACAACUUGCCCACAGAAAAAAAGAGGUUGUAAAGAAUUGGUAAAUACUAGUGUAUGACAAAUUUCAAUUAAGUUUGCCUAAAGGCAUUGAAAGAGCCAGUUAGACCUUUAAAAUAGAACUGCAUAUAUAUAUUUUUUUCUUUAUUAAAUUCCUUAACAAUUUUCUUAGUAAACUGAGAGAGUCCCAGCUUCCUCGUAUCCAGGCUGGAGACCCAGUAGCAAGAUAUUUUGGAUUAAAGCGAGGUCAAGUAAGUAGUAACUGACAAAUUAAGUGUGUUUUUUGUUUGUUUUUUUUCGUUUGUUUUCCAUGUUUAUUUGUAAUCAUUCUUUUGGUAAGAUUGAAGGAUGUGUGUUUUGUACUUAGUGCAGCUGAAAAAGUGCAUUGCUGUGGAGUACGAAUUGGACUUAUGGUUGCUAGAUUUGUGCUUUAAACACUUCAUUGCUUAGUGAAUCAGUCCAUGUCUCCAUUUAAAGGAAUCUCUACUCAACACACUUCCUUUGCAUGCUAAAGUACAUAAUUAUUUAAAGGGAUACUAUCAAAAACUUUCUAAAUCCCUUUUUGUAAUAUACCGGAUAUAUAUUUAUAUAAGUAAACAGAGAAUUCUUGGGAAAUUAUAGUUCUUUAUACACAGCAUGGUAAUAAUAAAGAAUAAGAAUUUCUUUGUGGUGUUUAAAAUAUAAUCCAUCCAGAGAUGGACUGAACAGAGUACAUGUUACUUUACCUCUUUUCUAUAUACUGUGUGUGAUAUACUGGCUUUUAAUCAUAUUUUAUUGUCUGUGUGUUUUAUAGAAUCUCCUUUUCUUCUGUUUUUAUCAGGUGGUAAAGAUUAUUCGUCCUAGUGAAACUGCUGGCCGUUAUAUCACAUAUCGCUUGGUACAGUGAAGUACAACCAGCCCAUGAUUAGAGACUGGAAGUAAUGUGCUGUUUUUGUUUUUUUUGUUUUUUAAUUUUCUUUAUUUUCACUUUCAUGGUGAAAUGGCACAUUUUGUGACUGUCACUAUUUUCAACAAGGACAAUUUAGAAGAUAAGGAACAUAAUGCUAUAUGUUCUAAGUUACUGGCUCCUCCCCCCUCUUUUCUACAUUGAAGCAAGUGCAUGUUUUCUCUUAAAUAUGUGGUUACUUUCAAGAACUAGCAGUAUGUAUUCGCUUUUAUAAAGUGAUUUUGAUGACCUGUUCUAAAUUAAUUAAUAAAGAUGCGCUUGGUUUAAAAAUGGCAAUGCAUUUUUUCUUAGAAAAGUUUAUUUAAAAAGCAGAUACACAUCACACUUAAAAGCUCAUGUUUUAGAACAUUCCAAUCAAUCUCAUCUCACAUUCUAUUCUGCCACAUUUACGAAAGGGGGAUGUGAGAACAGCUUUCCUACUCCUCCACACUGAAAACAAAGUGCUGCUGGUUUUUCAUUCAUCAGGAGUAAUCCUGCAAAUGAGGAUAGGGGAAAUGAAGAAGUUUUCCUUUCCUUAUGCCCCUUGUAUCUUAAUGAUUAUACUCCCCUCUCUGCUACUUGCAUUUAUUUUUUAUCUUUUCUUCCUUGCGCCUUAUCGUAAUACCUGGGCGCCUCCAUUUUGUUCUCCUCUGUCCAUGAGCGCUGCAGUUUGCUCUUCCUUGGGAUUCUUUUGACCGAUGGAUUGUUGCUAAAUUAGUUUAGCAACUGCAAUUGAUCUUUGUUUAAGCUCUGCCCAUUGACAAAGAUUACUUUCCCCAUAAGGAAGAGUAAUCCCUACUUUAUUUUCAGUACAACUGGGGAAAAAAAGGUGAAUUUACAAACAAAAGGAGAAAAGAUUCAUUAAGUGAAAAUCAGUAAAGUGACUGAGCCACUUUAAGGUGUUCGCAGAAGCUGCAGGAAUUGGUCAUGUUUUAUAUACGUUCAUUAAACAAACUGAGGACAGCGAUCAGAAGAGCUCAUUGCAAUUCUUGUUUGCAGCAUUCGGAUGAUGGGCAGAGGCCGGUGGCAGCGUACUGGAGGUAUCUGGCAUUGUUUGGUCAAGAGGACAUUGUUGGACUGGUUGGUGUUAUUCUCUGCGAGGCUUCCUCGGCUUUGACCAUCUUCUUCAGAUUCUGAAUGGCCGUCUGUCCCAAUAUAAGGAAUGUCAUCCGCACUUGUUUCACUUGCUUGUUUUGUGAGAUGUCCCCUGGUGCGUGUUGGUUCCCAUGGCUCUGUGAGAUCCUCUCCACCAUCUGAUUCAGAGUCUGAGUCCAGAGAAGAUGCAGUCUGAUCUACAAAUGCAACAGAAUCAUAGUUACUGAAAACAAACUAUGCAGUUAGCUUAUACUAUCAGAUACUUCAAAAGAAC
Pelobates cultripes (western spadefoot toad) is the source of this 12782-nucleotide messenger RNA. NCBI's taxonomy places the organism in Eukaryota, Metazoa, Chordata, Amphibia, Anura, Pelobatidae. The record is from the annotation of a GenBank genome assembly.